CCGCCCCUUCCGGUGACCGCAACAUGUCCGCCUGCAACAUGUUCCUGCAGGCCGAUGCCAGCGGAUCUGGAUAUCGACCAUAAGACUGUGAUGGGCAAUAGCGUAGCUCCAUAUUCGGAGCAUGUGCUGGUUUCGACGGGACGAAGCGAUUGGCCGAGCAGGAUAGAGGACGAUGAGUCCACUCCGGUCGUCGCGGCACUAAAGGGGGCGUUUGGGAGAGGAGGGAAGUACACCGAUCCAUUUCAUAAUGUAUUGACCUCCACAUCGUCGUUGAAACCGACCGACUCGACCGCAGAUACCAGCUCCGUUCUCCUAUUCCCCAGCUUUCAAUACUUCCCUCGGAUCGAGAAUACAUCCCCCGCAAUGGAGGCGCUAGUCAAGGGAUAUCUGCUCCCGACAACGCUCCACAAACACCAUGACGUCUUGUCUCCGGAACAGAAAGCUGGCCUGACCAGGGACGAAAGCUUUCGGUCCGAGCUCGAUGUCAAGCCCGUGCAGGACGUAACUGUCCUCAUUUGCGGCCAUGGAGCACGAGACAACAGAUGUGGUGUCCUGGGACCUUUAUUACAAGCUGAGUUCGAGGAUAAGCUUGCGAUGGCCGGCUUCGAUGUGCGGCAAGAUCCGCCGGGAUCCGCUCCGGAGAAUGGGCAGAGUAGCUCAAGGCCGGAGACGGCGCUUACAGCAAGAGUUGGUCUCAUCAGUCAUAUUGGCGGGCAUAAGUUCGCGGGCAAUGUCAUCAUCUACAUGCCGAACUCGAGCAGCAGUCAUGGGCUGUCGGGCAAGGGGAUUUGGUAUGGACGGGUCGAGCCAAAGCACGUGGAGGGGAUCAUUAAAGAAACCAUCCAAGAAGGAAGAGUGAUCAAAGAACUGUUCCGGGGUGGAAUAGGGCGGCAUAGUGAGCCGCUGAGAUUAUAG
This is a messenger RNA of Eremomyces bilateralis CBS 781.70, 915 nucleotides long. RefSeq names its product Sucraseferredoxin-like protein. The record is from RefSeq and is a predicted model, not a curated record. NCBI's taxonomy places the organism in Eukaryota, Fungi, Ascomycota, Dothideomycetes, Eremomycetales, Eremomycetaceae. The transcript has 2 exons. The annotation marks the transcript as partial.